CAUAAAAAGAUUCAUGUAUGGGACCAAAAGAUGAAAUUUGGCUUUGUGUCAGCUAGCAGAGGUGGAGGUUGUCUGUAGCAGUGUGAUCUGGUGGAUACCCCUCAAGGGAGGAGUUAAGUCUCCUUGUUAGGAGACCAGAUCUACCUGGGAUUUUAUCCCCUACAAUUCUGAAUUACAUAUGGGAGGGGGAAAGAGAAACAGCACAGUGAAGCUGUGAUAAAGGUUGGGUUGAUCUCCUGGGACCAUUUGUUCGAAGGAACAUUUGUGCUGUGUCAGCACGUAGUGGCCUUAAUCCAAAACUAAGAAUGCAAAUCUAGGGCUUAGCCACCCUGAAGUACAAAGGAGUAAUGGAUGCUGAUGGAAACCUGUAUAUUUUCCAGGGCAGCAGGUUAUUGCAAGAGGGAAGUCAGGUCAUCUUGCUGUCUUGUAAGCAGCUCUGUCCAUGGGAGAAGGUUAGGAGGGGGACAGGUUUGAGGAAAAUAGUAGUAAUAAUUGGAAUAAUAAUGUGCUUAGGCUCCAUUCCUUCUCUUCUUUACAUCUGAGCAACAAUGCAUGCAUAUCUCAUAUAGCCCAUGCUGGCACUUAGCCCUUCCAGGCAGAGUAAAUGGCUGCCCUGAGUGCAGGGGAGUUUUAGCAGUCUCCUUGAAGUCAAAAGAUUCUGCCCGCAGACCCACUCAGCAAAUGACACAAAGGAGAAGUAUGGAAAGCUGAGGAGGGAAACAAGGUGCAGGUAUACAGAGGUUGCACCAUAAAGCAUAGAAGCCAAGCAGAAAAACCCCACUCCCUGCCUCCAGGGGGUCGUGAGCAGGCCUCAGGCAACCUCAGGUGUAUGUGCUGGGGGUAGCAGCAGGUGUGAGUUGUUCUGAGUAACGUGGCAAGGUUCUUAUUCACUGCUGCUUAUUCAUUUGCUCCCAGUUGCAGCCAGGUUUUAGCUAAGAAUGUUGGCAUAGCAGCUCCAUGUAAUUUCUUAUAUGUCCACUGCUAGCACAGGUGCCCUCACUGCAGCUGGGUAGUCCUGUCUUCAGCUGGGAUUUACAGCAAAAUGGGAUGCCUGCUGACACCUCUGUGUGGGGAAAUGAAUCUUGAUGUGGUUUUGCCUUCCUGGUCCUCCCUGACCAACCUGCUCAAUGAUGAGGCCGAUGAGUAUUACGAGUACUAUGAUGAAUACACGCAGGUGGAGGAGGAACCCUCUGAAGUGAAUUGGCUCUUGGGGGAACCCGACUGGAUAGGCCUAUCCCCUCACCACAGAAGAAUCCAGCAAGAAGAUCUGUGCUCCCCCAACCCCUGCAAGAACAACGGUCGAUGUGAGAUGAGAGGAAGCAAUUUCACCUGCCUCUGCUCCAGGCCCUACACUGGGGAUACCUGUGAGAAAGUGGAGGACACCUGUGUGGACAACAGCUGUGUUGGAGGAGACUGCCUUGUUACAUUAACCAAACCUUACUAUCAGUGCAGCUGUAGCCAUCCCUACAAGUUACCAUACUGCCAGCAAGCUUCUUCACAAUGCAGGCCAAACCCAUGCAAAAAUGGAGGAAUCUGUAUACGGCACAGAAUGAGAACAAAAUUCACCUGCAAGUGCCCUGAACCUUACCGAGGGAGGUUCUGUGAGAUUGGACCGGAUGAUUGUUAUGAAGAGGACUCCUUUUAUUACAGAGGAAGAGUGAAUCAAGCAGAGAAUGGCAGGACUUGCCUGCACUGGAAUUCCCAUUUGCUCUUAGACUUCCCUACUAAUGCAUUUAUGAAGGAUGCUGAGCUUUUUGGCAUUGGGGAACAUAACUUCUGCAGAAAUCCUGAUGAUGAUCAAAAGCCCUGGUGCUUCAUCAGAAAAAAUGGCAAAGUGAAAUGGGACUUCUGUGAUGUUUCACUGUGCUCUGAAACAGUGCACGUUGCUGUUUCUUCCAACACAGAUAAGGAGAUCCAAGAGCAAGAAAAUGAAAUGUUCAAAACCUGUGGGCAACCAGAAAGUCAAAGGGGACUCAAGAGAAUCUAUGGUGGAACUAAAACUACAGCUGGCAAGCACCCCUGGAUGGUAUCUCUGCAGAGAAAGUCUUCUUCUAGAAAAGUAACACACAUCUGUGGUGGAGUGCUAAUUAAAUCAUGCUGGGUUCUUACUGCUGCACACUGUGUUGAAUGCCAAGCAGAAAAUCUCCAAGUGGCCCUGGGAAAGCAAAACCUUGAUAAGAAAGAAGAUCAAGAGCAAAUAUUUGAUGUGGAGAAGGUCAUCAUGCAUCACAGAUACAGAAUGGAGGAUGAUGUCCCAUACAAUGAUAUUGCGUUACUUAAGUUGAAGCCGACUGGUGGUCAAUGUGCCAACGAAACAAAGUAUGUGAAAACAGCUUGUCUGCCAGAUUUUGAAUUUCCUGUUGGGACUGAUUGCUUCAUUUCAGGAUGGGGCAAGACAGAGACAGAUGACAGUUCCCCUAAGCUGUUAGAUGCCAGUGUCAAGCUGAUUUCGCAGAAGCAAUGCAAUGCACCCAGAGCUUAUGAUCAGAGGCUGGAUGAAAGCAUGUUUUGUGCAGGAAAUCUUCGGAGAGGUAGAACUGAUUCUUGUCAGGGAGACUCUGGAGGUCCUCUAACUUGCGUAGAAAAUGGUUUCUAUUAUGUAUAUGGCAUUGUGAGCUGGGGUGAUCAGUGUGGUUUAAAAAACAAGCCAGGAGUUUAUACCCAGGUGACAUCAUUUCUUCGUUGGAUUAAACACAAAAUUCAAACUGAGUCAUCGGAUCAGUAGCUGACAGCUUUCAUUUGGUGAAGGAAUUUCCGAAGCAUCAGGAUUAACUGUGACCUGCUGAGAUCCUUCCGGCCCCACUUGGUCCUGUAAGAUCAAACACAACUACAUCAUGAAGAUAGCUGAAAGCAGAAAGCUAAGAUCUUAUUCUAUAAAUAUAUUUACUAAUUAAAAGUUACCUCGACUGGAAACAACUGGACAAAGUCUGAAUUACUGCUCUGUACUGAGACAAUCUCUACCAUGGAAAAAUGUGGAUAGCUGACCCAUUCGUGUCAAAUAUCCAAGGUCAGGAUGUGCUCAGUGCCUAAUUUCUAAUUUGAGCAUUAAAUAAUGAACGCAUUAGCAAACA
Messenger RNA from Tympanuchus pallidicinctus (lesser prairie-chicken), 3071 nucleotides. It is a transcript of the gene HABP2, whose product is annotated as hyaluronan binding protein 2. Gene Ontology annotation, biological process: proteolysis; blood coagulation. Gene Ontology annotation, molecular function: serine-type endopeptidase activity; calcium ion binding. The coding region runs from base 1043 to 2725 and encodes 560 amino acids. The transcript is spliced from 14 exons. NCBI's taxonomy places the organism in Eukaryota, Metazoa, Chordata, Aves, Galliformes, Phasianidae. The record is from RefSeq and is a predicted model, not a curated record.